Molecule: messenger RNA, 1430 nt
Organism: Baudoinia panamericana UAMH 10762
Lineage: Eukaryota; Fungi; Ascomycota; Dothideomycetes; Mycosphaerellales; Teratosphaeriaceae
Exons: 1
Coding region: 81-1268 (395 amino acids)
Source: RefSeq, a predicted model, not a curated record
CGUGAUUGAUCUCUAUUUGCCACAAUUAGGGGCUUUGCUUUCGUGCCGCUUGUAGACUCGAUUCAGAUCUUUCAGGCGCAAUGAUCAGCACUGGCAAGAUGAGCAAAAGGAAACGUCUGGACGAUGAGACGCCAACUGAUCACUUCUUGGCGGACGAAAAGCGAUACUAUCUCUACGACUACCGCAGUACUAGAGACCUGAAGCGGUUCAUCGAGCAGCGAACCGGCCGGCCGGUCGAGGAAGGCCAAGAGAAGCAUGUCUAUGCGGAAACGCUGGUCAACUUGGACAAUGCAUGGCGCUUUCGAUUCUUUGACCUGCCUCCAGAGAUCCGCAACAACGUAUGUUACCAUCUCCUAACCCUGAGGCCCGCUCGUCGCGGCAAUCGACAAGCGCGGCUCGCCUGUUACCCAGCCGUUCUGCGCAUUAACUCCCAGGCUCACACAGAGGCACAAGCUUUGCUAUACGCCAACAAUGUACUGAGCGUUGUAAUUCUCGCAGGGUACUAUGAGACACAAAACAGACGUUAUAGUUCGAUCACACAAAACCUGUUUAAGGUGUCAUUCCCUGAGAUCGGCGCACCGUCGAUUCUGCUUCACAACAACCCAACAGACAACAUCAACGUCCGAUGGCCGAUGUUCGUGCAGAGGUCAGAGCCCGUUACGAACACAAUCAAAUUCAUUAUUGAACGAUCGCCGCCUACGAACAAGCCGCGAGUAUCGCAUGAUUAUGUUGGCCUCAACCACAUUAUCCACUCGCUCACGUGCGGACAGCACGGUCUUACCUCUGCAAAGCAGAUACGGCUUAUAGUCAAACCUUUGCCAUCAAUGAAGAAGUGGGAAGGCAGGGCGCUGUCGGUCCUUUACCCACUUACGUGCUGCAAGCGGCCAAACGCGCUUGAGCCUAUCGAAGGUCUUCCUGAGGACCUCGCAUCGAACCUGCGUCAAGCCGCUGCGAGUGCCCCGCUAGCGAACGAUCGCUGGAAGGUCGUUCACGAAAUAGAACGGAUGGGCCGUAAGGCUACAAGGCUCCUGAACCGUGGCAAAGGCGACAAGCUGCCAGAGGACAUGCUCGAUACCCUGAAGCGCUGCGUCACAGCUGCGGAUAGACGCCUUGACCUCAACGGCGUCUUCAUCGACGCCGACUUCUACAAUGAUUGCGAUGAUGUUUGGGCGACAAUGAAGGCGUCAAUGAACGAGCUAUUGAUCAAGGCGGCGGAGGCACUGCUUGCGAACGGCAGAAAGGCGAAGACCGAGCGGCGUGGGAGGUGAAGGGCGACUUUAAGUCUCGCUGAGGAAGAAAGCCCGGCUGCUGAUGGCAAGAAAGCAAGAGCGUCCUUGACGACCAAAAAGUGCUUGAAGUUUUGCCAGCCCCUCGGAUUCUGCUUAGCCUGCACUAUUGUAACCUGCAUUAAUGACAUACAACGAGUGGGA